Molecule: messenger RNA, 2189 nt
Organism: Myripristis murdjan (pinecone soldierfish)
Lineage: Eukaryota; Metazoa; Chordata; Actinopteri; Holocentriformes; Holocentridae
Gene: grhl2b
Product: grainyhead-like transcription factor 2b
Exons: 16
Coding region: 117-1949 (610 amino acids)
Biological process (GO): brain development; neural tube development; regulation of transcription by RNA polymerase II
Cellular component (GO): nucleus
Molecular function (GO): RNA polymerase II cis-regulatory region sequence-specific DNA binding; DNA-binding transcription activator activity, RNA polymerase II-specific
Source: RefSeq, a predicted model, not a curated record
CGGGGCAAGAAAAGUCGACUUACCUGUAGCCCAACUUCUGGCAACUCACUCACUCUAUUACCUGCUCCGACUUGAAAGUCCAGUUUCACAAGGAAGAAUCGUAGAGGAAGCAAAAUAUGUCACAGGAGACAGACAAUAAGCGUUUGGUGGUGGUGGUACCCAAUGAGAGCUCCUUCCCUGCGGUGCGGCGGGCCUACACCAGCGAGGAUGAAGCCUGGAGGUCCUACCUGGAGAACCCGCUGACUGCCGCCACCAAGGCCAUGAUGAGCAUCAACGGGGACGAGGACAGCGCCAACGCCCUGGGUCUGCUCUAUGACUACUACAAGGUGCCUAAAGAAAAGAGGCUUCUGCCUGUAACCAAAGUUGUUGAAAUCACAGAGGAACCAGAGAAGAGGUCGACGUUGGUGAGCAAUGCCAGCAGCCAAAGUGAGGCAGAGACCGUGGACAACCGCGUCCAGGUGCUCAAAUCGGUUCCCGUCAACCUGACGCUCAACACCGAGCACCUGGACGCCAAACGCGACCAGUACGGCUCGGCGGGGGUGGGGGCGGGGGCGGGGGAGGUGGGGUCUCCGGCCGUGGCAGUGGUGAAGGCGGAGGUGUACGCCCCCGUCUUCAUGGGGACAGGACUUCACUACAGGGUGGAGGCGGAGGAGACGCCGCGGGUGAUCUACGAGCAGAGCCCGUACGAGGUGACCACGGUCAGCCACAGCUCGUACGUGAAAGAGGACCAGCACAGCCCGCCUGACAGCCCGUACGAUGAGGAGAGCGACGGGAAAUACCACACGCCUUCCUCUCUGGCCACGGAUGACUUCUUAUUUCACCAGGAAGGAGUUGACAGCUUCCAGUACACACUGGAUGCCACUCGCUCGCUGCGUCAGAAGCAGGGCGAGGGACCCAUGACCUAUCUGAACAAGGGCCAGUUCUACGCUGUGACUCUCAACGAGCUCGGCGCCAACAAACGCCUCCGCCACCCCAUCAGCAAAGUCCGGAGUGUGAUCAUGGUGGUCUUCAGUGAGGACAAGAACCGAGACGAGCAGCUUAAAUACUGGAAGUACUGGCACUCUCGGCAGCACACAGCUAAACAAAGGGUGCUGGACAUCGCCGAUUACAAGGAGAGCUUCAACACCAUUGGCAACAUUGAGGAGAUCGCCUACAAUGCCAUUUCCUUCACCUGGGAUGUAAACGAAGAGGCUAAGAUCUUCAUCACAGUGAACUGUCUGAGCACAGACUUCUCCUCUCAGAAGGGGGUGAAGGGCCUUCCCCUGAUGAUCCAGAUUGACACCUACAGCUACAACAACCGCAGCAACAAGCCGCUCCACAGGGCCUACUCGCAGAUCAAGGUCUUCUGUGACAAGGGAGCGGAGAGGAAGAUCAGGGACGAGGAGAGAAAGCAGUUCCGCAAGAAGUCAAAAGGGAAGGAUGGAGGCGUGGGCGUGAUAACGGUUCCUAAGAAGGCGGACACCACCUAUUUCAAGACCAUGACUGACCUGGAGGCCCAGCCGGUGCUUUUCAUCCCUGACGUUCAUUUUGGCAACCUGCAGAGGGCCGGACAGGUGUUUGCCUUCAACACAGAGGAGAUCGAGCGAGAGGGGAGCGUGCUGGUGAAGAGGAUGUUCAGGCCGUCAGAUGAAGAUCUGUGCCCCUCCCCUCACAAACAGAUCAAAGAGGAGACUCACAAGAGAGUGCUGCUGUACGUGAGGAAGGAGGCGGACGAGGUCUUUGAUGCUCUGAUGCUCAAGUCUCCCACACUCAGAGGCCUGAUGGAUGCUAUAUCAGAGAAAUACGGGGUGCCCACGGAGAGGAUGGCCAAGGUAUACAAGAAGAGUAAAAAAGGGAUACUGGUGAACAUGGACGACAACAUUAUCGAGCAUUAUUCCAACGAAGACACGUUCAUCCUCAACAUCGAGAGCUACGCAGACGCCUACAAGAUCACGCUGACGGAGAUCUGACUGCUCAUCAGCUGACCUGGAGGACCGCAGGACGCUCAGAGAGGCCCUGUGACCGCCAGGCGGCUGAUUAUCUGCGGGACUUUUGACUGAUCGGCUGAUAAAGCUGAUCGACCGUUGACGCUGUUCCUCCGGCGGCAAAUUUACCAGAGCCGAUUCAACACAAGGAUCAACGAUCUCUCUGUCUGACGCUGUUACAAAAUGAAGCAGGCUGUGUUUUCUGUCCAGGAGGAAGACGAGGAG